Molecule: messenger RNA, 210 nt
Organism: Cooperia oncophora
Lineage: Eukaryota; Metazoa; Nematoda; Chromadorea; Rhabditida; Trichostrongylidae
Source: the annotation of a GenBank genome assembly
AUGGAAACGGUCUAUGCGGACGAUGUUAAGUUGUAUGGUAUCUAUGAUGACAGAAACCGUGAUGAUGUUUGUGCAGCUCUUAAGCAAUCUGUUGAGAAGCUCAACCAUUGGGCGGCGAGUCUUGAUUUGGCAGUGAACUUAAAUAAGUGUUGUGUGCUCCAUAUUGGUGGUGGAGCCGCCAUGUCAUAUGAAAUGAAUGGGGUCCCCUGA